Messenger RNA from Helianthus annuus (common sunflower), 819 nucleotides. Its product is annotated as protein FAR1-RELATED SEQUENCE 5-like. The record is from RefSeq and is a predicted model, not a curated record. NCBI's taxonomy places the organism in Eukaryota, Viridiplantae, Streptophyta, Magnoliopsida, Asterales, Asteraceae. Bases 1 to 819 code for a protein of 272 amino acids. The transcript has 2 exons.
AUGUGUAUGCUUAAACAGUGGAAGAAAGUUUUUCAAACUAAAGUCAGUGGAUCCAUUACACCUGCUGUUGGAAUGUAUUUUAAAUCAUUUGAUGAUGCUUUUGCGUUUUAUCAGAGAUAUGCACUUGCUGCAGGUUUUUCUGCAAGAAAAAAUACCUCUUGGAAAAAUGUUGGUGGUUUAGUCAAAAUAAAAUAUAUUGUCUGCUCAAAAGAAGGAUUUCAUGUUAGCAAAGAAAUAGAUUCUGGUUCAGUUGAUGAGAAUAGUAAAAAGAUUGUUAGACGUAAUAGAGGUUUAAAAAGAGUUGGAUGCAAUGCUCAUGUGAAAUUAAUAUUAGAGAACAAUAAUAUGUUUAAAAUCUACUACUUUGAAGAACAAUAUAAUCAUAUCUUUGUUGAAGAUGAAGAUAUUCAUUUCUUGCCGGCUGCCAGAAGUAUUGAUUAUGUUAAAGAGAGUUUUAUAUCUGGAUUGUCUGCAAUCAAUAUUGGACCUGUUAAAGCAUUCAAUAUUAUGAAAACAAUGUAUGGUGGUUUUGGUGAAAUUGGUACUAGUAAAGUUGAUUGUAAGAACUAUAGAAGGGAUUUGAAUCUUUACAUAGGAGAGUAUGCUGCAGAAAUGGUAGUUAGGCGUCUUAUUAGGAAGAAAGAAUGUUGUCCUGGUUUCACAUGUGAUUAUGUUAUUGGUGAAGAUAGAAGAUUGAAAGGACUUUUCUGGGCUGAUGAGCAAUCAAAAACAAAUUAUACAGUGUUUGGUGACAUAGUUGGUUUUGAUGCUACUUAUAAAUCAAACAAAUAUGAUUUGGCAUCUUCAAUUGCAGUUUGA